Messenger RNA from Diabrotica balteata, 2409 nucleotides. The record is from the annotation of a GenBank genome assembly. NCBI's taxonomy places the organism in Eukaryota, Metazoa, Arthropoda, Insecta, Coleoptera, Chrysomelidae.
CAAAAUGUCAGCUGUUAUUGUUGGUGGUGGAUUGUCCGGCCUUUCAGCUGGUUAUUAUUUACUUAAAAAAAUUCCUAAACAGCCAAUAACACUCUUGGAAGCUUCGAAUCGCCUAGGGGGCUGGAUAAAAUCUAAUUCGUUGGAUAACAAUGUCAUUUUUGAAGAAGGUCCACGAACAAUUAGGCCUCAUGGACCAGCCGCUGCAAACACCCUGUCGUUGAUUGAAGAGAUUGGUCUGGGGAAAGAUGUACUACCGAUUUAUUCAACACAACCUGCAGCUAAAAACCGUAUGAUAUAUGUUAAUGGGCAGUUACACUUUCUUCCCUCUUCUGUGGGAAGUUUAUUUAAAACAAUACCACCCUUUACAAAGCCUUUAGUUAGAUAUCUAGCACAAGAUUUAUUUGCUUUUAAAAAGAGUGUUAAAGAUGAAUCUAUUUAUGAAUUUACUAAGAGGAGAUUUGGAAUAGAGUUUGCUGACUACUUAAUAAGUUCAAUGAUAUGUGGUAUUUGUGCUGGCAACGCUAAAGAGAUAAGUGUAAAUUUCUUAAUGAAAACUAUGUUUGACUAUGAGCAAAAAUAUGGAAGCAUAUUUAGGGGACUAGUAAGGAAUAUUUUUAAUUCUAAUUCCAACAAAUCUACACUUAGUGAACUAGCUUUAAGAUCAAAAAAAGAACGAUGGAGUGUUUAUUCAUUUAAAAAUGGUUUGGAGACCCUUACAGAAAGAUUAGAAACUUCUUUGAAAAAUGAUGUAUUAGUAGAACUGAACACAAAAUGUAUUAACUUAGAGAUCAAUUCAAAUAAAGUAUUUUUGGAGCUAAAUAAUGGAAAAUUCGUAGAAACAUCCAAAGUAAUCAGCUGUAUUUCUUCAGAAAACUUGGCACAAUUAUUAAGAAAUCAACAUCCAGAAUUGUCUUCACUUUUAGACAGUAUUAAAAGUGUUACUGUAGGUGUGGUUAAUUUACAGUAUGACCAGAAACUGAUAACGAAAGAAGGAUUUGGUUUCUUAGUUCCUCCUAGAGAAAACCUUCCAAUACUGGGUGUUACUUAUGACAGUUGUUGUUUUCCCAAAGGGAAUAACACAGUACUGACAGUGAUGAUGGGUGGUGCCUGGUUUGAACAACUUUUUGGUAAAAAUCCCAGUGAAGAUUUACUCUUACAAACUGCUACAGAACAAUUAAGAUCAAUAUUAAAUAUUAAUGAAGAACCAGUGAGAUCCAAAGUAAGCAUUCUUGAAAAGUGUAUUCCUCAGUAUAGGGUUGGGCAUAAUGAAACUGUAGAAAGAAUUAAUGAGUAUAUUGACGACAAAAAGUUACCUCUGUAUCUCUGUGGGUCAUCCUACUAUGGGGUUGGUGUUAAUGAUGUAAUUUUAUCUGCAAAAAAUGCUGUAGAUAAAAUUGUUUUAUAACAUAGUGAAAUUUGAGCAUCAGGUUUACUGAACAAUAAAAGGUUUAAUAAUUUAUUAGAAUUUGUAAGCAAAGUGUAACAGCUGGAAUAAGUUUGUGCCAUCAAGGUUUUUAAUGAUUUUACAAGAAGUUCAUGUAGGUUUUUCUAUCAGCUAAGUCUUGGAAUUAUUUAAGUAAUUGAGAAUAUAAUAAAAAAAAUAAGUAAUAUAAAUAUGAUAAAAUGGUGGAAUUUGUAAAUAUAAUGGAUAGCACUCUAUUCUAUUUUUAUUUGGUGUUGGCAUAAUUUCUCAUUAAUAUUCAAUAAAAUAUUGUAAGUUUCUUCAUCCAAAUGCAAAAACUGUUUACACUGAAAAUUGUUGUAAAGCUAUAAGAAAUGUAUUUUACAAAUGUAGAUUUAUUUCUGCAGUGAAUACUGCCAAACCAUAUGUGUCUUAUAUUUUGCAUGAUGAAUUUGCAGCUCUCAAAAGUCUCUGUUUUCUUCUUGCCAGGUUCAUUUAAUUCGAUUUAACUGUCAUGCUAGAUAUAUCUGUCUAUGCAGAAAAAGUCAAUGAUUUACAACAUUAGGAUUAAUUAUGAAUCAAAAUUAAAUCAAAUUUCCAUCAUCAAAGGAUUUCCCCAAUGGGAUAAAAUCUAAAAUUUCUGAAAAUAUAUUAUGUUCCAUAAUUUAGUAUUCUCAAAAUUCCCAAAAAAAUCUCUUGCUUCACUCUAUUCUCAAUAUAAUUAAGUCACUAACGUACAAACUCACAAAGUAGUUAUGAAACCAAUAAAGGAUAUACUAGUUGUACUUUGUCCUAUACCUACAAUUCUUCACAUUUUAUUAGAUUAGAUUGGAUUGGAUGUGUCUCAUUUCUAUUUACCAACAUUCCCAUCCAAGAUUCCACUGUAGAAAUAAAUCUGUAGUCUUACAAAUUUAAUAUUUUUAGAAAUAUUUUGUAUUUUGGAAAAAUGACAUCAACUGAACAGUUAGUUCUCUAAAGUAGAAAAUAAAGACUGAUGAGAAAGUAAC